Molecule: messenger RNA, 930 nt
Organism: Nezara viridula (southern green stink bug)
Lineage: Eukaryota; Metazoa; Arthropoda; Insecta; Hemiptera; Pentatomidae
Source: the annotation of a GenBank genome assembly
AUGGCGCCCUUCUCUUCAGUGCUCAAGAGGGCCAUUUUAACCUCUCAGUUGUAUGGCAUAUUUCCUUACUCCCUGGACGGUAACCUGUUCCGGCUGUCCGUGGCCAGGCUGGUCUACUUCAGCUCGAUGCUAGCCGUGACCCUCUACUGGAUCGCCAAGGUCCUCGUCACCGACGUGCCGUCCUACCCCACCACCGCCGUCGACUACACCUUCACGAAGGUGAAGCUGUCAGUCUGGACCUUCACCACGAUAGUCACCAUGGUGGUCAUGGUCUUCAUCGGCCGCAGGCUCAACACAUGGUUGACGAUUGUCCUCAAGUGCCAAGAGAUCAAGGGGCUAUCUAAGAUAGAAUUUUCCCACCGCUACGUCUGGUCCCUCAUCCACCACCUUACCCACAUCAGUGUCAUAAUUGGCAAAAUUACCUCCUACGACAGCUUGGAGUAUACGAAAGCUACAUACGGUUUAGUAGGCAUCUUAACUGACUCCAUGAAGGAAUUGAAUAGUGCCUUUUCGAAACCGACUUUGGAACAACUUGAAGCAUCUGUAGUGGCUUACGAAAGAAUCGCCUCAGGCUCUGGAGAAUUAUCCGAAGCAUAUGGAAUCCAGCUGUUGGUGAUGGUCGCAGGAGAUUUUAUCUUAGUUACAAGCAAUGCUUUCCUGAUAGUCAACGAAACUGUGCCGUAUAGAAAGAUAUGGUUUGCAAUGCAAUGCAUUCUCCCAGCGAUGACUACUUUUCGCCUGGUACAUGCCUGCGUAUGUUUGGUUAAUGAAAGCGAAGAAUUCAACUCACUUCUUAGAAACACCUUAGUUGAUAGAAUGAACAGUAAUUUGUGCCAAAGUGUAAGUAAAUUACGCUACCAUAGACGAGUAACAGCGAAUAAGAGGACCUUAGGGGCUAAAACUUUUCCGAAGAGAACAAGCUUGUUGUGA